Molecule: messenger RNA, 938 nt
Organism: Meloidogyne enterolobii
Lineage: Eukaryota; Metazoa; Nematoda; Chromadorea; Rhabditida; Meloidogynidae
Source: the annotation of a GenBank genome assembly
UUUUAAUUUCUGUCUUCGUUUCCUUUGAAGUGACAUUUUGGGAAAGGAGCUGGCUUAUGGGGGGCAAACUGCACAAUAAUCCUUUUUCAUUUUUUACAGCUUCUAGUUCCGAUCCGGACUGUUCAACAAUGCUGUCGCCUUCGUUUGAAUGUGUCUUAGUCAACACCCAGCCAACAGAAAGGUCAAAUUCAACCUACAUUCAACCUCAACCAAUAGGGCGUGUGUCAGAAUAUGUUAUUGGUGGCUUUGAACCCAACGCUGUGAGGGAAUAUGAUGUGUCUGAGUAUGUGGUGGGACAAGCUGGGAAUAAUACUAAUAACGACAACACAAGAACGGCAACAACAGCAGUCACAGAAAGCACAACAGCAAUCACAACAACAACUGCUGUGGCGUUAGCUACUCCAGCGCCUUCAACCAACAGGCCUUCAACAAGUAAUGCAACAACUUCGAGCAGUACCACACCUGGACAUCGAUCAACCGUGCCACAUCCUCCACCACCUCCUGAUCACCAUUCUUCUCAUCAUAAUCGUUCAAGAUCAACAAGAGCUCCUCAUCCUCAUGAAUCAGCAGGAAGUUCGACAGUUGUGCCGCCUCCAGAGUUUUUGAUUCUGCGUUGUUACUCCAUGGAAAAACACCCAAAAUUGAGUCGUUCUGCAAUUCGGGAUGCUGUAUAUGGUGGAAAGAUUUCACUUCCGCCAUCCUUCAUAAGCCAUUUGCAAUACAUCUAUGCUUUCUACACUCUUAAAAUAGUCUACUAUAAAAUUACUCCAUUGGCACAACCAUCACUGAAAGAAAUUGAUGAAAAACCUUCUAGAGUGUUCUGUGGUGCGCUAGAUUACGAAUCUCCUGAGGAUCAAUGUUAUUUGCCUCCUUGGGUAGGGACAACUUUUUUUUUAAUUUUUAACCUCCUUUGGUCAUUCCAUCUUCUUUCGGAUUAA